AAACAGACCAUAUAUGUAUUCUGUUACGUAUUUUCCCUUUCGCACGGUUGAGGUUCCAGGUAUAUACCAUGGUCUCGUGCUUGAGGCUGCUCGCCCUCACCAGCUUGCUCUGUAUCGCUAGCGGCGCAAGACCAUUGUCAUCCAUAUCAUGGUCCGGAGAUGCGACUUCGUCUGCAAUCCCGACGGCGCAGCGCGAUUUCGACUACUUCAUGUUUGUCCGGCAAUGGGCAGGCUCAUUCUGCUCAACUCAUGCUUGCCCGCUGGUACCCAACCGCGGGUUCCACUUCACCAUUCACGGCCUGUGGCCCAACUACAGUAACGGCAGCUGGCCGCAGUUUUGCACUCCGGAAGACAAAUUUGAUGAGGACCAGCUCGAAGAUCUGAUGGACGAUCUGGAGGUCGAGUGGCCGAGUGUGUACGACUCGGACGAGACUUUCUGGGAGCAUGAGUGGUCCAAACACGGCACAUGCGCGCUGGACAUCUUUCCGUCGGAGCAUUCGUACUUUGGCCAUAUCUUGAAGCUCCACUGGCGGUACGACCUGUCGGCCGCUCUCCGAAAGGCCGAUAUCGUACCCUCUAGGACAUCGGUGUAUCGUACCAAGGACCUGAUCGCUGCGAUCGAGGACAUGUACGGCGCACGGCCGCUCGUACACUGCGGCAGGAAGCGGCAGCUAUCCGAGAUCUGGAUGUGUUUGGACAAGGACCUGAAGCCCUUCGACUGCGACACCUCCCAAGAGGGCAACGCAUGCCAGGAGGUUGUCAUUCCGCCCUUCAAGAGCCGUUUGGACGUUGACCAGCUGAGCAGCAAGGACGAGGAAGAGCGUGACGGCGUGCAGUAGCUGGCGGUGGUGGUGGUGGUGGUGACGGAACCGGUGAAUAUGUGAGCCCUUCCUUCCUCUGCGGGGGCCCCCCUAGUCCUGCCAGUUAUUCCUUAUAUUCAACUGGUGGUGGGAUCACGUUCUGACGAGCAGAAAAGAGGUCAUUGAUGAUGUCAUGUACUGCGAAAAAGGUGUGAAAGAGAGGGAAAAUAUUGUCAGGUGCGUCCAUGCUGACAUAGUGGCGAAUGAAAAGGGCUGUCGUUGCAAAGACAGGGAAAUGGCAAAAUAUAUAUACCCUGACAUGAGAAGCCCGGAGGUGGGCAAAAAGGUGUGACGGGACCCGGGCCAGGUUUUCAGACUGGCAGCGGCCAUUUUUUUCCGAUCGUAUGUUUUCAAAAUCAGGAGCUUUGCAGUCCGAUGCGACGUAUAUGUAUCAUUUUGAUUUUUUUUCCAACUUUCCGUGCGUUUUCUUUGUGGGUAUGAAGGCGUAUAUAAUAAAUAGAUCUUAACUCCGCUUUCCGGUCGGAUUGGUCAGCGCUUGCUUGCGUAGACCAACGAGGUUAGUUAAGCGUGUGUUAGGAUGUGCGGAUGUCAAAUACUUCAAAACCGCUUAGCCGUCGUAACCAAUCGUCACAUUAUUGGUUUUGCCGCGAUGCGUCGAUACUAUACAGUUCUCCACCAUUAACUCGGUCUUGUCGUCGUGUCGCAUUUCAAUUGCACUGCUAAUUUGAAACACGUAGAUUGGAAAUUGUAAAACCGCUACACCCG
This is a messenger RNA of Volvox carteri f. nagariensis, 1586 nucleotides long. It is a transcript of the gene VRN1, whose product is annotated as S-like RNase. Lineage: Eukaryota; Viridiplantae; Chlorophyta; Chlorophyceae; Chlamydomonadales; Volvocaceae. The record is from RefSeq and is a predicted model, not a curated record. The transcript has 5 exons. Gene Ontology annotation, molecular function: RNA binding; ribonuclease T2 activity. Gene Ontology annotation, cellular component: extracellular region. Gene Ontology annotation, biological process: RNA catabolic process. The coding region runs from base 69 to 839 and encodes 256 amino acids.